This is a messenger RNA of Acanthisitta chloris (rifleman), 1674 nucleotides long. RefSeq names its product cAMP-specific 3',5'-cyclic phosphodiesterase 4D-like. Lineage: Eukaryota; Metazoa; Chordata; Aves; Passeriformes; Acanthisittidae. Gene Ontology annotation, molecular function: 3',5'-cyclic-AMP phosphodiesterase activity. Bases 28 to 1674 code for a protein of 548 amino acids. Gene Ontology annotation, cellular component: cytosol; perinuclear region of cytoplasm; nucleus. The transcript is spliced from 10 exons. The record is from RefSeq and is a predicted model, not a curated record. Gene Ontology annotation, biological process: signal transduction.
CUGCAGACCAGGCACUCUGUUGGCGAGAUGGCAUCCAACAAGUUCAAGCGGAUGCUGAAUCGGGAGCUGACACAUCUCUCGGAGACGAGUCGCUCCGGGAACCAAGUCUCUGAGUACAUCUCCAGAACUUUCCUGGACAAGCAGCACGAGGUGGAGAUCCCCUCAGCACUGGCCAAGGACAAGGAGAAGGAGAGGAGGAAGCGUCCCAUGUCCCAGAUCAGCGGCGUCAGGAAGCUCACGCACAGCUCCAGCCUCGCCGCCGCCGGCAUCCCUCGCUUCGGCGUGCGCACGGACCACGAGGGGCUGCUGGCCAAGGAGCUGGAGGACACCAACAAGUGGGGCCUCAACGUGUUCAAAGUCGCCGAGUACUCGGGGAACCGCCCGCUGACGGUCAUCAUGUACAGCAUCUUCCAGGAGCGGGAGCUGAUGAAGACCUUCCGCAUCCCUGUCAACACCUUCAUCACCUACAUGCUGACGCUGGAGGAUCACUACCACGCCGACGUGGCCUACCACAACAACCUCCACGCGGCCGACGUGGCACAGUCCACCCAUGUCCUCCUCUCCACACCUGCACUGGAGGCCGUCUUCACGGACCUGGAGAUCAUGGCUGCGAUCUUCGCCAGUGCCAUCCAUGAUGUUGACCAUCCUGGUGUCUCCAACCAGUUCCUCAUCAACACCAACUCCGAGCUGGCGCUGAUGUACAACGAUGCCUCAGUGCUGGAGAACCAUCACCUGGCCGUGGGCUUCAAGCUUCUCCAGGAGGAGAACUGUGACAUCUUCCAGAACCUGAGCAGGAAGCAGAGGCAGACGCUCCGCAAGAUGGUCAUCGACAUGGUGUUGGCCACAGACAUGUCCAAGCACAUGAACCUGUUGGCAGACCUGAAAACCAUGGUGGAGACCAAGAAAGUGACCAGUCUAGGGGUGCUGCUGCUGGAUAACUACUCUGACCGGAUCCAGGUCCUGCAGAACAUGGUGCACUGUGCUGACCUCAGCAACCCCACGAAGCCGCUGGAGCUGUACCGGCAGUGGACCGACCGCAUCAUGGUGGAGUUCUUCCACCAAGGAGACCGGGAACGGGAGAAGGGCAUGGAGAUCAGCCCCAUGUGUGACAAGCACACUGCCUCCGUGGAGAAGUCCCAGGUUGGCUUCAUCGACUUCAUCGCUCACCCGCUGUGGGAGACGUGGGCAGACCUGGUGCAUCCUGAUGCUCAGGAGCUCCUGGACACGCUGGAGGACAACAGGGAGUGGUACCAGAGUAUGAUCCCACGCAGCCCAUCCCCUCCACCUGAGGGACCUGCAGCAUCCCCUGCCAACACCGACAAGUUCCAGUUUGAGCUGACGCUGGAGGAGGAGGAGGAGGAGGAGGAAGAGGAUGGAGAGUCGGACACGGAGCUGGAGGGAGCUGAGAGCCCCUUGGAGGAGGACAACAGUGGCUCCAAGACUCCAGGCACGGAUGAGUCGGAGUCAGCAGACACCAAGCUCCUGUCACCUGUCCCCAGGAACAGGGACUCGCCUGUCCCUCGCCCCAGCCACGUGGACAACCGUCGGGCACUGGAGGGGACACUGCCCAAGGAUGCUGGUGGUGGUGGCUGCUCCAUGCCAGGCCCUGAGGACAGCCAAGGGCUGUACCUGGACACGGAGGGCAACGUCACAUUCCUGUCCCUGGGCACAUAG